AAUGAGGGAGAUCCGGGCUCAGCUCCACCCCUCAUUCACUCCGAUUGGAUGGAGGUCAGCUGCUCACGAUCGGUCCUCCAGCCAUGCCCCCUCUUCCUAUUGUUGUGAAGCUGCCGUCAAUCAGUCCCCGGGCAUUGUGAUCUGGAGCAUGCGCAGUGCAGGUGAUGUCCAUGAAUAGACGCUUGUUUGUCUCAUCUUCAGGCGGGAAGGAGGCGGAUAAGCGGAGGCAGCGUUAGGGGCGGUGGGUGGUACGGAAGGCUUCACAAACACCCAGUGGAGGCCUCAACGCCAUAAACAAGAAGCUUCAGUCAAUUGCACAGGAGAUUAGAAGGGGAGAAUUUGCAGUUCAGAAACUCAAACUAAACAUCACAUCAGGAUCUGAAUGAGUCACCAAUUCAUCAGGACCUGAAUAUCAUCAGCCUUUGAACAUGGAACCAAAAAGCACCAUUCACUCUGGGGAAAAACUAUGGAAGUGUGGGGACUAUGAGAAUGGAUUCAAUUACCCAUCUGAGCUGGAAAUUCACCAGCGAAUUCACACUGAGGAGAGGCCGUUCACUUGUUCUGAGUGCGGGAAGGGAUUCACAAAGUCAAACUACCUGCGAAAACACCAGCGAGUUCACACUGGGAAGAGGCCGUUCACCUGCUCCGAGUGUGGGAAAGGAUUCAUUAAUUCAUCUGAUCUGCUGACACACCGAAGAGUUCACACUGGGGAGAGGCCAUUCAUCUGCCCCAAGUGUGGGAAGGGAUUCGCUCAGUCAUCCACCCUGCUUAUACACCAGCGAGGUCACACUGGGGAGAGACCGUUCACCUGCUCUGUGUGUGGGAAGGGAUUCACUUGCUCAUCAAACCUGAUGAGACACCAGCAAAUUCACACCGACAAGAAACCUUUCAAAUGCACAGACUGUGAGAAGUGCUAUAAAAGUUUUGAGGAACUGAUGUCCCAUCAACGUUUUCACACUGACGAAAGACCGUUCAGGUGCUCUCACUGUGGGGCUGGGUUCAGGCAAUCAUGUGAACUCACUGUACACCAGCGAAUUCACACUGGGGAGAGACCGUUCCUCUGCUCCGAGUGUGGGAAGGGAUUCACUCAGUCAUCGCACCUGCUGAGGCACCAGCGAGUUCACACUGAUGAGAGACCUUUUAAAUGCCCAGACUGCGGAAGGUGCUAUAAAAGUUCUGGGGAACUGAUGCGCCAUCAACGUAUUCACACUGAUGUGAGACCAUUCAGAUGCUCUCAAUGUGGCACUGGGUUCAGGUGGUCAUCUGAACUCACUGUACACCAGCGAGCACACACUGGGGAGAGGCCAUUUAUCUGCUCUGAGUGCGGAAAGGGAUUCACUCAGUCAUCCCACCUGCAGAAACACCAGCGAGUUCACAGUGCGGAGAGACCAUUUAUCUGCAUUGUGUGUGGGAAGAGAUUCACUCGGUCAUCCACCCUGAUGAGUCAUCAGCGAGUUCACAAACAAUUACAGUGAUUGGAUUUUGCUGUUGAUCACGUCCAAGACUGAACCAUGUUCAUUGGGUCUGUUUCUGCUGAUAAUAAACUCCAACCCAGUUAUAGUGGUUGAUAUUCUGGAUAAAGGUCUAAUAAAUCAGUUUUGUAU
This is a messenger RNA of Carcharodon carcharias (great white shark), 1604 nucleotides long. Its product is annotated as zinc finger protein 239-like. The transcript is spliced from 2 exons. Bases 429 to 1475 code for a protein of 348 amino acids. The record is from RefSeq and is a predicted model, not a curated record. NCBI's taxonomy places the organism in Eukaryota, Metazoa, Chordata, Chondrichthyes, Lamniformes, Lamnidae.